UUGGGCGUGGGGUGGGGAGGAUCUGGGCUCUGGGCUGGCCGCCAGACGGGUGUGUGGGAACGGGGAUGGUUCUGGGCUGUAUCCAAGGUUCUUGCGCCCCCCACAUCCCCCCAUCCCGUGCGCCAUGGCCAGACUAUCAUUUGCUGUUCUAUAUAGAGACCCAUGCGGCUGGGCUGGAGCCUUAUAAAGGGAUCAGCCAGAUCCCUCCCGGGAGUUGGGCUGUCCGAACUCGUAAGGGAGAUACGGGACUCGAACCCAUGGACACGUCGUACCCCCGUGGGGAACAUCUGCCCAUGACCUCGCGUGGUUCCGAGCCCGGUCCUGCCACCGUGAUCCCCAUGGGGGCUCCGCGCCCCCCGAGGGACCACUUGGUAUGGUCUGUCUUCAACACCCUCUACUUGAAUCUCUGCUGUCUGGGCUUCCUGGCUCUGGCCUAUUCCAUCAAGGCCCGGGACCAGAAGGUGGCCGGGGAUCUGGAAGCCGCGCAGCGCUUCGGCUCCAAGGCCAAAUGCUACAACAUCCUGGCGACCGUGUGGACGCUGCUGCUGCCCCUGCUGCUCGUGGCGCUGGUGGUGACCGGAGCCCUGCACCUGUCCCGCCUCGCCCAGGGCUCCAUGAGCUACUUCAGCGUCAAGUUCAACGAGGCCGAUUAUGACUGACCCGCGGCCUUGCCGAGUGCCCCCUGCCUCAUACAUCUCCUCGAGACGCCGUCCUUCCCCCCCACCCCCUCCUCAGCGGCCUCAGUCUAGGUCCUUGAGGGCCCCUGGGUCCGAGUCUGGGAUGGGAAGGAAGGCUGGCCGCCCCUCAGGCUUCGAGGUUUUGAUUCCCUCCCCCCCAAGGUUUCCCUCCCGCUCCACGCCGGCCCUUCCCCGCCCCCCAGCUGUUUCAAGGCGCUGCCCUCGAGGGGUUGCCGAGUCCUAAGGCCUGGGUGGGGCCAGUUUGAAGACAGCUCCAACGUCCUUCCCCUCCAGGGACAUCUCUCCUCCUUCAUGCUGCACCCCCCCCUUCCCCCCACCCCCCGCUAGCCAGUCUCUCCAGCCCCCACGUGUCUUCCCCAGACAGCUCCUCCCAGCUUUCCCGGUGACUGCUCUACAAUCGCUUCGACUCCAGGUUCCGAGACUUCCUGUGGUCGCUCCAGAGCCAGGAAAGUGGGUGCGGGGGAAUGCCCGCGUGGACGUGGCGGUGUGCGCGCUCAGCCACCCGGGGAGACUGAGGUGCGCGCUUGGGGGGUGUUUGUGUGUGCGUGCUCAGUCGUUCCUGGAGAAUCGGGCUGAGGGGGGCUGGAUCCAGAACCCAAUCGAAGGGGAGACUCGCCUCAAGUAAGGCUGACCUCGGGAGAGACUGAAAUCCUGGAUAUCUGGGGAUUGUCCGAUGGGUGUCCUGGACAUCUGGGGGGCUCCAGCUGGGCCCCCCAGGACAGAAGGGGAGGGGCAGGAUGGGGAGAGGCGCUUCCACUUUCACCAUUUUUGUGGCCCUUCUGUGGAGGGAGGAUCAGCCAGCUCCCACCCUGGGUGGCCCCGUCUGCUCCUGAUCAGCGAUCUGGGCAGAUCCUCGGGCCGCCUCUGGCCUCCUCCCCACUUUCUUUAGGAGAGGUGGCUUUGAAGGCCGAGAAGCCCGCAGUGGGUGUGGUGAGGGCGGAUGGGGCCGGCACUGUGGGCCCGUGGACCCUAAUUACAGGGUGGAGCCUCUUCUCCCCUGGGUCCCCAAUGUUGCCUGUGGGGAGGCUCCAAGUCGCUUCAGCCGCCUCCCCUUCCCCGCGGCUGGCUCCAGGGAGCUGCCCACACUGCCCGCACUCCCCUAGCUUCCACCAGCGAUUUCCAGGCUCACCAACGGUUCCAUUCGCGGAAUUUAGCAGAUUCAGACGCUGCCCCCCUCUCCCCCCCUCCGCGGGCCUUCCUUUCCCAGCUUACUCUUCCUGAGAGUGCCCCCAACGGGGUCUUCAGUUCCUUUCUCUGGUCCGGCUUUCUCUCCAGACAGAACCUCCCACCUGAAGGCCUCAGUCCCCAACUCCCCCUCCCCUCCUCACCCUCUCUCCCUCCCCUCCCCCUUCCCUGAAGACAGACUACAGACCCUGCACUGGGGAGGAGCAGAAUAAAUGACUGCCUCAAGUGAAGAUAGCCUGGGUUUCUAAUUCUGUCCGAUCUCUACCCUCUCCCCACACUGGGCUCUGCCCUUCUUUCCUGGCCCAAGGGGCCCACGAGAGGGGGGGCAGGGGGGCGGGGCUGCACACUCCCAGCCACAGGCGCUCAGGCCCAGAAUAGGUUCUGGGAGCCUUCAGUGGGAUCCUGAUAGUGCUAUUCGGGGCUUCCAUAGGGGAGCUUCUGAGGCAAGGAGAGGAGGUUCCCUCAAUUCUGUCAGCAUUUAUUGGGCUCCUACUGUGAACAGGUACCAGAUGGACAGUGUGGGCCACACGAGUACAUAAGUCAUUGAUAAAAGGAUUGAAAGAAGGGGAGAAGAGGCUGGUCAGGGGCUGAGGGAAAGAAAGAGCGGAGGAAGGGGAGCCCUGGAGAACACAGCCUCCUAGCAGGUUGCCAAGGUGGGGGGUGGAGGCGGAACGUGGAUGGAGGGCACAGAAACUCACAGGAGCAGAGACCUAGGCUCCAGCGCUCUGGAGGAGAAUCAAGGCCUUGAAUGCCAUGGUCAGGAAUUGGGGG
This is a messenger RNA of Antechinus flavipes (yellow-footed antechinus), 2654 nucleotides long. RefSeq names its product interferon-induced transmembrane protein 5-like. NCBI's taxonomy places the organism in Eukaryota, Metazoa, Chordata, Mammalia, Dasyuromorphia, Dasyuridae. Gene Ontology annotation, cellular component: plasma membrane. The record is from RefSeq and is a predicted model, not a curated record. The transcript is spliced from 2 exons. Gene Ontology annotation, biological process: bone morphogenesis; bone mineralization. The coding region runs from base 66 to 659 and encodes 197 amino acids.